CAUUGGUAAACAAAUCCUGCCGGUGUUUAUUUAAUCGACCGCAUUGUUUUAUUUCUUAGGAAAGUCUAGUUCUUGUGCUCAAAAUGGCAAAUAUUCUUCUUAGUGAGGCCGAAAAAACUUACAUUCUCCAUGGCGUACAGAAAAAUUACAGAAACGAUGCAAGAACGAAUCGAGACUAUCGCCCCAUGGAGCUAGAAACGGACAUUGUUGUUCAUGCGUCCGGCUCGGCUCGUUUGCGACUGGCCAACACAGACAUUUUGGUUGGCGUGAAAGCCGAAAUUGACACACCGCAUCCAGAUCGUCCGAACGAAGGAAAAAUUGACUUCUUCAUAGACUGCUCGGCGAACGCAACACCCCAGUUCGAAGGACGAGGCGGAGAACAGCUGGCAACGGAAAUUGCCAACACCCUCGCUAAAGCCUACGAGUCCCAGAAAGCGUUCGAUCUUUCUAGUCUCUGUAUUAUGGCCAAGCAUCAGUGCUGGAAGUUGUACGUGGACGUACUGGUACUGGAAUGCGGUGGCAAUCUUUUCGAUGCCGUAUCGCUAGCGGUAAAGGGUGCCCUGUACAACACGAGGAUCCCUCGAGUGUCGACGGCCAUGUUGGACGGUGGCUCGAUGGAUUUGAUACUUACCGACGAUCCGUACGAUUGUGAGCGGCUUGAUGUUUCUACUGCGCCACUUUUGGUAACGGUUUGCAAGAUUGGCGACCAGUGCGUUGUGGAUCCGUCCGCUGAGGAAGAAGAAUGCAGUGCAGUCAGUGUAGUGGUAGGCGUCACCAACCGUCCGGAUGGAAAGCGAUGCGUCUCUACAGUGCGGACGUCCGGAGAAGGCUCAAUUCACAUGGAUACGCUGAAAAAGUGCUUCGAUCUGGCAAUUAGUGCCGGUUCCUCGCUUGACAAAGCGCUGAUAAGUGCUUUGAAAGACGACGAGACAAGAAAUACCCAGGGGCUUGGCAAGCGUAAAAUUUAUGGAUUUUUGAAAUAAAGUAUAACACAAAUUCUUUUCGUCUAUCUCAUUUUUCCAAAUAUUCUGCCUUCAACAUAUGGCGU
This is a messenger RNA of Anopheles coustani, 1048 nucleotides long. It is a transcript of the gene Rrp42, whose product is annotated as exosome complex exonuclease RRP42. Gene Ontology annotation, cellular component: cytoplasmic exosome (RNase complex); nuclear exosome (RNase complex). The transcript is spliced from 2 exons. The record is from RefSeq and is a predicted model, not a curated record. Lineage: Eukaryota; Metazoa; Arthropoda; Insecta; Diptera; Culicidae. Gene Ontology annotation, biological process: U5 snRNA 3'-end processing; nuclear polyadenylation-dependent rRNA catabolic process; U1 snRNA 3'-end processing. The coding region runs from base 84 to 983 and encodes 299 amino acids.